UUUGAAAGAUUUCCGGGGAACGAGCUGGAGGGCCGAGGAGAGGCUAUCUUUUACUGUCUAUGAGGAGAGGGGUUGGUAUGCAAAUAGAGCUUUGAUAAGAACCCAUAGACUGUAUAAAAUAGGUGGAUGUCCAACUUUCCUUCCUACUAAUGUGCCCCAGGCUUCCUGAUCGCAGCGAGACAACUGGAAUAUUCAACACGUGAACUCCUGUACAACGCCCUCUUAUUUAUCAGGUGGGAAAGGGUAAACAUGUUCCUUGGUCAUGAAAUAACAAAACGAAAGUAUCACCCUGUGGAACUUGAGAGAAAUAAAGAUGGCCACUACCAGUCCCUCUGAAAUAGACCAGGAAUUCCACGAAUGGAAACUCAAACACAACAAGGUGUACAGCACCCCAGAGGAGGAAGCACGACGGAAAGUCCUCUGGCUCGCCUCCAGAGAGAAGGUCCUGGCCCACAACAAACUGGCUGACCAGGGCGUCCACACCUGGUGGAUGGGCAUGAACCAGUUCUCUGACAUGGACUCUGCCAAUGGGGAGGUACCAUGUGGCUGCAUGGCACCCAGAAAUCAGGACAAGAAAUGUGGCAAGUCUCAUGGAGAUUGUUGAAAGCUGACAGUGAUCAACUGGACCAGAGAGUGAUUGCUCAGGUUGCUUGACUCAACUAACCGUAAACAACUAUCCAAUCUGCUUUUGAUGCUGUACCGAUCAACUUGUUGCCAUUCUCGCUUGCAAUUCCAAAAUAUUGUCCCCUUAUUUGCAAGAUUGAAUUUCCCCUUGGGGGUCAAUAAAGUAUCUAUCUAUCUA
Messenger RNA from Alosa alosa (allis shad), 802 nucleotides. Its product is annotated as protein CTLA-2-alpha-like. NCBI's taxonomy places the organism in Eukaryota, Metazoa, Chordata, Actinopteri, Clupeiformes, Clupeidae. Bases 314 to 604 code for a protein of 96 amino acids. The transcript has 5 exons. The record is from RefSeq and is a predicted model, not a curated record.